Brassica napus (rape) is the source of this 2244-nucleotide messenger RNA. RefSeq names its product cytochrome P450 71B11. The record is from RefSeq and is a predicted model, not a curated record. The transcript is spliced from 3 exons. The coding region runs from base 644 to 2134 and encodes 496 amino acids. Lineage: Eukaryota; Viridiplantae; Streptophyta; Magnoliopsida; Brassicales; Brassicaceae. Gene Ontology annotation, molecular function: oxidoreductase activity, acting on paired donors, with incorporation or reduction of molecular oxygen; iron ion binding; monooxygenase activity.
UAUACUCAAAGUGGACGCUACUGUAAUUACAACGUCCUCUCACUGCCACAAGUUGUAUAUACACAUAAAAUUGCCAUUGCCUUCUCGCCACUUAAUACAAGUACACAAAAACAAAAAGAGAGCAAAAACACAAUCAUCUCUCCAUCUCCCUCAACCAAACCUUCUGCACAAAGUUUAAGAUUACAAGCCACAUUCCCAACUAUCCCCCGAAAGGAGUCUAGCGCCCCAACGGAAGGGAUGUUAAAUCCGUUGUGACCAAGACUCGAACCCGGGUGGCGGGCAGUACAGCUGUACCUCCUUUACCACCAAGCUACGAGCGCUUGGUUAGCUCAUAUUAUCUUGUUAAUUAGGUCUUUAUCUAUAAGUUUUCUUCACCUAUUCUGAUGUUGCAUCUAAUUUUCCGGUUCCUGAAUCGUAUUAAGAAGUUUUUAAGACUUAAUUCAUGUGCUGGGUUACGGUAGAUCGAGUGAUGUUUCGGCAGUUUUAGUUUCCACAGUUCCAUCCACUUUAUGUUUUUUUUGGGGGGUUAAAUUUACUUAGCAUACUAUUUAUAAUUUUCUUUAGAUUUAUUAGAUAGAUUGAGGCAAAUAGUUAUUAUUAAGUGACUACAUAAACUAUUCAUUACUGUUGUGUAGGAGGCAAAAUGAAUUUGUUGUAUAUCAUUGUCGCAAUUGUCUUCCUUGCAUCUAUACUUGUUGCAAAGAACAGUAGAAAAUCAAAGAAGAAUCUACCUCCUGGACCACCAAGACUUCCUAUAAUUGGCAACUUGCACCAACUGGGAUCCAAACCUCACCGCUCCAUGUUCAAAUUAUCUGAAAAAUAUGGACCUCUAAUGUCCCUCAAGUUUGGAAAAGUGUCUACCGUUGUGGCCUCAACUCCAGAGACGGUGAAAGAUAUCUUGAAAACAUUCGACCUUGAUUGUUGUUCACGGCCUUACAUGACUUACGCUGCAAGAAUCACAUACAAUUUAAAGGAUCUAGGCUUUUCUCCAUAUAGCAACUAUUGGAGGGAGCUACGAAAGUUGACGGCUACUGAACUGUACGCCGCGAAGAGGGUACAGUCGUUUCAACAUGUGAGAAAAGAAGAAGUCGCAUCGUUUGUUGAUUUCAUCAAACAAUCCGCUUUACUGGAGAACCCGGUUAACUUCAGCCUCAAGUUAAUGACAUUGUCAGGAAGUGUGAUCUGUAGAGUUGCAUUUGGGAUACGUUUUCAAGGGAGUAAAAUUGAGAAUACUUAUGAUGAAGUCAUUCAAGGAAUCAUGGAGGUUGUUGGGAGUUUCGCAGCAGCAGAUUACUUCCCUGUUAUUGGCAAAAUCAUCGAUAGGAUCACAGGGCUACAUAGCAAAUGUGAAAAGGUUUUCAAAGUAAUGGACGCUUUUUUCGACCAGGCUAUACAACAUCAUUUAGAUGAUGAGAGUAUUAAAGAUGAUAUCAUUGCCUUGCUCCUAGAGAUGGAAAGAGGAGAGCUUGGACUUGGAGGGUUUAAACUUACUCGAAGCCACACCAAAGGAAUACUUCUGAACAUUCUUGCUGCUGGAAUAGACACUUCUGCCCAAACUGUGACAUGGGUGAUGACACAUUUAAUUGCAAACCCAAGAGUUAUGAAGAAAGUGCAAGCAGAAGUGAGAGAAGUGAUCAAAAACAAAGACAACAUCACUGAAGAAGAUAUAGAACAACUGGAGUAUCUCAAACUGGUGAUCAAAGAAACAUUAAGGAUUAAUACACUUGUGCCACUUCUAAUCCCAAGAGAGGCUUCAAAAGAUAUAAAGAUCGCGGGUUAUGAUAUUCCAAAGAAAACAUGGAUCCAUGUAAACGUUUGGGCUAUUCAUAGGAAUCCAAACGUUUGGAAAGAUCCAGAAGCUUUUAUCCCGGAGAGAUUUAUGGAUAAUGAGAUCGACUAUAAGGGUCUAAACUUUGAGCUCUUGCCGUUUGGUAGCGGAAGGAGAAUGUGUCCUGGUAUGGGUAUGGGUUUGGCUUUGGUACACUUGACACUUAUCAACCUUCUUUACCGUUUUGAUUGGAAGCUUCCUGGAGGAAUGAAAGCUGAAGAUGUUGAUAUUGAAGAAUCAUAUGGACUUGUCUGCCCUAAGAAAAUUCCACUUGAACUUAUCCCGGUCCUUACUCAUUGGACCUAAAUUUAUACUUUCUUUUUAUAAUUCAAGAUGGUAUGGACUUUGUCUGUCAAUUGAUGAAUACAUUGUUUAGCAUAUUUUAUUUGAUAAGCAGAAAUUUUUUUCUGAAGUUA